Molecule: messenger RNA, 3897 nt
Organism: Lytechinus pictus (painted urchin)
Lineage: Eukaryota; Metazoa; Echinodermata; Echinoidea; Temnopleuroida; Toxopneustidae
Product: E3 ubiquitin-protein ligase TRIM33-like
Exons: 2
Coding region: 203-2224 (673 amino acids)
Biological process (GO): protein monoubiquitination
Molecular function (GO): zinc ion binding; ubiquitin protein ligase activity
Source: RefSeq, a predicted model, not a curated record
AUCCCGUGCGUAUGCCCAAGCCGAGUGAGCGCGCAAUUUUGUGAUAAAUUUUGACGUUAUAUUCAGAAAACAAUAUAUUUCACCCUUCGCUUUCUCUAUUUUUUUCUUUGCCGUGAUUUUUUUUUUCGCCACUGAGGUCAAAGGUAAGAGAAGUGGGAAAACCCAAGCCUACAGCGUGAUUAGCUGAUCAAAGAUUGCUUAUAUGCCAGCACUGAAACAGACAGGUAAUGUGUCGUUGACUUUUUGCAGCAUUGAAUUUUCAAAUUUACGGACUCAUAAUAUAAGCAGUAUAAUCUUUCAAGCAACAAGCGAGGUCAGACCGAAUGUUAACACAAUGGCGGAUGAAGCGAAAGUCACACACUCUAUGCAAAGCCUGACGUGUUUGUUAUGUGUUGGCACAAUCAUCGAUGCUACAGAUCUUUCUUGCGGACAUUCAUUCUGCAGAGCAUGUUUGAAAAGGUACGACGCAUCUUAUCCAGAACGAGACCACAUCGUGUGCCCUGACUGCAAGGAACUCACACGGUUAUCAGACAAUCGAAUCGAUGGCCUCCCUUCCAAUUCACCUAUCAACGAACUCGUUGGAGAGCAUUCCCGCAAAGCGGAUGAUGACAUCACAGGAGCCAAUCCACAGUGCAACACCUGCGAACUUCAGGAAAAUGCCGUUUGCUUAUGCAGUUCAUGCAACAACUUCAUGUGUGAGCAGUGCCUUGAAUGUCAUCAACAUCUGAAAAGAGUCUUUGGGAGCCAUGAUAUUAUUUACUUUCAGGAUACUAACAGCAAUUCACCAUGCGGACAGUACCCAUCUCGGUUUUGUUCGACUCAUAUUUUAGAACUUAACAGCAUCUUCUGUGAAAAAUGUGUCCGAUAUAUUUGUCUGAAGUGCGUAUUUAAUCACCGCGAUCACAAUCUGAAAAAGAGUGAUCAAUUUGUUAGUGAACUGAGGGAGAAAGUUGAAGACCUCAGUGAACGAACUAAGAUGAAGAAAGCACGUUUACAAAGGAAUAUGAAACAAACAGUAUUGCAAAUGCAAAAUGUGCAGUCACUUGUGAAGGAACUCAGGGUAGCUGAGUACGAUGCGUACAAGGAGAAGGAGAAGAAAUUGAGAGAAAAUCACCAAGUACUAGUUGCGGAAAUAGAUGCGCUGGAGCAGGAUUUUCUUCGCAAUCUAAGCUCUCUGAAAGAAAGUGAUCGGCAGAGAAUUAGAAGCAUUUGUAGCAAGGCAUCAUUGAUCAACAGUUGCAUAGUCGGUUGUCUUGAGACAAACAGUUUAUCUACUCAUGCCUUGUUUUGCGAAGAGCUAGAAACCAUGUUGGAAACGGGUAUUGAUGACGAUACUGCUGUAACGGUUGCAGAGAUGGCAAAGAGAUAUACAUUCCAGUCCUUGAGAGAGGAUAACACACUGGAACUUGGUCAUAUAACCAUGACAUCAUCCCCCACCCAGUUGCAUGUGACAAAGUCCGUCAGUCUUUGUGGCCAAACGUGGGGAAUCACCAAAUAUUCUAGCGAGGACAUCGCUGUGGGGUACUGGGGUGAUCACUGUGGUAUUGAUAUUAUUGAUUCUUCGGGGCAUUCGAAGCAGUAUCGCAAAUUUCCACCUUUUGUAGAAUGUUGCGACUUGGUGUUUCAAGAAGAUGGCACGCUGUACGCAUCAACUACCAAGAAUGAAGUGUGUAUGUAUUCGGCAAAGGGUUAUUGGGAAUCCACGAUUGCAAUGGAAAGUGAUGGGUAUCUCCUUGCAUUAAACAGAAGCCCGUCAGAUGAAAUACUUCUCACUAAUGGGUCAAAUCAGAUAUACAUCUAUGAUUCGACGGGUACCAAUGUAGAACAUACAGUGCAAACAAAAUACGUUACCCUACAGGUAUCUGGAACAAGUACUGGUCUUGUGGUGGCAAGUUGUUCCCGUACAAUAGAACCUGAUGUGGUUGUCGUAUACGACAGAAACGGCAACGGUGGCAAGCUCCUAGAUGCUCCUAAGAAUAGCUGCCUCUACCCUACAGUUGACCAAGAGGACAGGGUGUAUAUAGCAAGCGUUAACUGUGAGACUGGCAGAAUGAAGAUCACCCGUUACGUCAUUGAAGGUUUGGACCUUAGGGAAACAUCGGAGUUUAUCCACACUGACUUUGUUCUUCUACAGCAUGGAUGGUGUUGUCUUGUAGCCCUGUCUCCAAAUAAUCUUGCAUUUGCCUGUAAUGACAAAGUUCACUUCAUAACUGUUUCGAUUUGACAUCGAUGUAACAGGUUUCUUGAUGAUUAUUUGGUCGUCUUCAGUCCAGACGGAAAAGCUCUUGUUUUACGUAGCCAGAGGUUUGUUCUUGAGUGAUUAUAAACUAAGAUUGAAACACUAUCGGACGUGUUAGUUUUAAAGCCUGAUUUUAGCUUUGGUGAAGACUCAAUAUAAUUUGUGAAAUGUACCAAAUCUUAUUGUAUGUAAUCUUAUAAUUGCAAAUUUGUUAUAUAGACCUGGCUUAAAUUUCAUGCGGUAUGAUUCAUUAAACACAGAGCUAUGAGCCUUCUUUCAGAACUCAUCAGAAAACCUCUCAAUCCAAGUUUCGUUAUUACGUUGAAUAAAGUAUGUAAUCCAAUUAUGUCUUCAUUCACUCUUAUUUUAUUUCCUUUUUGAGAUUUGGGCCCAUGACUUGAGGGCCCAUACCUAAAUUUGAAAUGAUAAAGGUUUAAGAAAAUUGACAUGAUAUUUUUAAUUGAACAUUAAAACUUAUAUACUUAACAAUAACGACAAGGAAAUGAAUUAAAACAUGCAUGAUCUGAUAUUGAAAAAGUUCCGUAUUUUUCCACUUCGAGCUAGUUGAUACUUAUAUUUACUUUAUGUACAUUCAUUCUUUUCACGAGCAUUUACGUGUUGAAAGAUUCAUUUUAUGUACUAAAUUAUGGCCCAUCUGGGCCCCGUCUCACAAAGAGUUACGAUUGAUCCAAUCAAUCGUAACUCAAUGGAAAUCCAUCAGUGUAAAAAAAAAAAUUUACAGGAAAUUUGCCAAAUGUCCUUAGUAAACAAAGGAGUAUACACCAAAUUGUCAAGAAAUCAAUAAAUUUAUGGAUAUACAUUCAUAUCUAGAGAUUUUUUAACAAACAUGCAUUUAAUAUGUUGCUUUGCUGGCUUUCCAUAGUUGCGAUUUAUCGGAUCAAUCGGAACUCUUUGUAAGACGGGCCCCUGAUCUGCCUUCAACUUGAUGCCCGUCAAGUCGCAGGUAUGUUCGUAUAGUGACGUGCACGUUCAUGUGGAGGAGAACUCGACGGACAAAUAUUCUUAUCCUGACUACUUAAUACAAAACUUUGGUAGAUAGGUUUCCUGAUGUGUAAUAAGAAAGUGUUUAUAUUUUGUAAUUAUUGGAGUAUUUGAUGUAAAAUUUCAUGCAGUUGUAAAAAAAUCAAUUUUAGUUUACGGUGCAUUUAUAUAAAGAAUAUAAUGUUGUAAUUUUAAUAUUAUAUGCAUCUAAAGUGAUAUUAACAUUUUUGUGGGACACGCUUUAUACUUGAUUAUCAUAUAACAUUCAUAUCUUGAAAAAGAAAAUUAUAGUAGCCAUUUUAUCUUUUUACAUCUGACGUUUAUAUCAACAAACUAGAGACGAAAAUUAUAUCCUGGAAUUUUCAGCCCAGUUCAUGGUUUGGAAUAUGUUUUAUAACAAACAGAAAAGAAACACCACGAGGGCAAUAUAUACGUAUAUGAAUAUAUAAUGUAACCAGAAACCGUCACGCCUUAACUUAAUUCCAUUCACUAGCAAGUGUUAUAUUAUCUCUUCAGUAUAGUAAAUGAUUACUUCUUGUUUUCUUCAUUGUUUUUUUUCCAUCCAUUAGAACAAUUUGAAACAUAACAUGAAUUAAAGUUCAGACCUUUGUAAUGUAUUUGCUUAUUGUCCUCCAUAUCUAUUUCCUUAUUGUCCU